AUGCUGGCCGGAGCCGAGCGGCCCCACCCGGGCCCCCGGCCGCCUCCGAUCUCGCCGCCGCCGUCGCUACUGCUGCUGCUGCUGGCGAUGCUGAGCGCCCCGGUGUGGGGCCGCGUCCCCCGGUCGGUACCCAGAACCUCGCUGCCCAUCUCUGAGGCUGACUCCUAUCUCACGCGGUUUGCCGCCCCUCGCACAUACAAUUACUCUGCUCUCCUCGUGGACCCUGCAUCUCACACACUUUACGUCGGAGCUCGGGACAGCGUCUUCGCUUUAACCCUGCCCUUCUCGGGGGAACGACCCCGCAGGAUUGACUGGAUGGUGCCUGAGGCGCACAGACAGAACUGUAGGAAGAAAGGCAAGAAAGAGGACGAAUGUCACAAUUUUAUCCAGAUUCUCGCCAUUGCCAAUGCCUCUCACCUCCUCACUUGUGGCACCUUCGCCUUUGAUCCGAAGUGCGGGGUUAUUGUGAUUUUCCAGCAGGUUGAAGACUUUGAGAGUGGCCGGGGGAAAUGUCCUUUUGAGCCAGCUCAACGGUCAUCAGCUGUAAUGGCUGGGGGCGUCCUCUACACUGCCACUGUGAAAAACUUCCUGGGCACAGAGCCAAUAAUCUCCCGAGCCGUGGGUCGUGCUGAGGAUUGGAUUCGAACAGAGACCUUAUCAUCCUGGCUUAAUGCCCCAGCCUUUGUCGCUGCUAUGGUCCUGAGCCCGGCUGAGUGGGGGGAUGAAGAUGGAGAUGAUGAAAUUUUCUUCUUCACGGAGACCUCCCGAGUGCUGAACUCAUAUGAGCGCAUCAAGGUCCCGCGGGUGGCCCGAGUGUGUGCGGGGGACCUAGGGGGCCGGAAGACCCUUCAACAGAGAUGGACAACAUUUCUAAAGGCCGACCUGCUGUGUCCAGGGCCUGAGCAUGGCCAGGCCUCCGGGGUCCUGCAGGAUAUGACAGAGCUCCGACCUCAGCCUGGAGCGGGGACUCCCGUCUUCUAUGGCAUCUUUUCCUCUCAGUGGGAAGGAGCUGCCAUCUCUGCUGUGUGUGCCUUCCGACCCCAGGAUAUUCGGGCAGUGUUGAACGGUCCCUUUAGAGAGCUAAAACAUGACUGCAACAGGGGACUGCCUGUCAUGGACAACGAGGUGCCCCAGCCCAGACCUGGAGAGUGUAUCACCAACAACAUGAAACUCCAGCAGUUUGGGUCCUCACUCUCCCUGCCUGACCGAGUGCUCACCUUCAUCAGAGACCACCCGCUCAUGGACAGGCCUGUGUUCCCAGCUGAUGGCCGCCCCCUGCUGGUCACUACAGAUACAGCCUAUCUCAGAGUUGUGGCCCACAGGGUGACCAGCCUCUCAGGGAAAGAAUAUGAUGUGCUCUACCUGGGGACAGAGGACGGACACAUCCACCGGGCUGUGCGCAUCGGAGCUCAGCUCAGUGUCCUGGAAGAUCUGGCCUUGUUCCCGGAGCCACAGCCGGUUGAGAGCAUGAAACUGUACCAUGGUUGGCUCCUGGUGGGCUCCCCUACCGAGGUAACACAAGUGAACACCAGCAACUGCGGCCGUCUCCAGAGCUGCUCCGAGUGUAUCCUGGCCCAGGACCCUGUGUGUGCCUGGAGCUUCCGGCUUGAUGCUUGUGUGGCCCAUGCAGGGGAGCACCGUGGGAUGGUCCAAGACAUAGAGUCAGCGGAUGUCUCGUCUUUGUGUCCAAAAGAGCCUGGAGAACACCCGGUAGUGUUUGAAGUUCCAGUGGCUACCAAGGGACAUGUGGUCCUGCCAUGUUCCCCCAGCUCUGCCUGGGCAUCAUGUGUCUGGCACCAGCCCAGUGGAGUAACUGCACUCACCCCGCGAAGGGAUGGGCUAGAGGUGGUGGUGACCCCAGGGGCCAUGGUGGGUGCUUAUGCCUGUGAGUGUCAGGAGGGUGGAGCGGCCCGUGUGGUGGCUGCUUACAGCUUGGUGUGGGGCAGCCAGCAGGGGCCCUCAAACCGGGCCCACACUGUGGUAGGGGCUGGACUGGUUGGCUUUCUCCUGGGGGUUCUUGUGGCGUCCCUCACUCUCCUUCUGAUUGGUCGCCGUCAACAGCGUCGGCGUCAGAGGGAACUUCUGGCUAGAGACAAAGUGGGCUUAGACCUGGGGGCCCCAGCUUCCGGAACCACAAGCUACAGCCAAGACCCUCCCUCCCCUUCUCCUGAAGAUGAGCGGCUGCCCCUGGCCCUGGCCAAGAGGGGCAGUGGUUUUGGUGGCUUCCCUCCACCCUUCCUGCUUGAUUCUUGCUCGAGCCCUGCCCACAUCCGGCUCACCGGGGCUCCUCUAGCCACGUGUGAUGAGACAUCCAUCUAG
Molecule: messenger RNA, 2319 nt
Organism: Arvicola amphibius (Eurasian water vole)
Lineage: Eukaryota; Metazoa; Chordata; Mammalia; Rodentia; Cricetidae
Gene: Sema4f
Product: ssemaphorin 4F
Biological process (GO): positive regulation of cell migration; semaphorin-plexin signaling pathway; negative chemotaxis
Molecular function (GO): semaphorin receptor binding; chemorepellent activity
Source: RefSeq, a predicted model, not a curated record